Messenger RNA from Lineus longissimus, 4742 nucleotides. RefSeq names its product xylosyl- and glucuronyltransferase LARGE1-like. The transcript has 17 exons. Gene Ontology annotation, molecular function: xylosyltransferase activity; glucuronosyltransferase activity. NCBI's taxonomy places the organism in Eukaryota, Metazoa, Nemertea, Pilidiophora, Heteronemertea, Lineidae. Gene Ontology annotation, cellular component: Golgi apparatus. Gene Ontology annotation, biological process: protein O-linked glycosylation via mannose. The coding region runs from base 389 to 2557 and encodes 722 amino acids. The record is from RefSeq and is a predicted model, not a curated record.
UGCCAUUAGACAGGCAAACUUAAUGGUUUAGUGUUUAGGUGUAUUUUUCAUUGGACAUUUAUCGGUAACGCACGGGAAUCUCGUUGAGCAGAGAUAUCUGAGUUAUUCUGUGUUUUGAUACCAGUUACCACAUGCAUCGGAGGUAAUAGAUCACUGACGAAGGAUACCUGCGUGUGCUCAAAGCCUGUGGGAUGUAUGGCUUUGUGGUUCUGGCUUUGAACUGUCAAAGGGGAUACGCUUACUCGUGGUAAACUGAUAUUGACAUCUAUAGAAAGCCAUAAUGAUGGAGGCCCGUGUCUGACAAUGGAUUAUGUUGUGCAUGUAGAUUAUGCUUGCCUAGAACAACCCAUGAUGAUGCACGAGACUUGGGGAACUCUUUAAGAGAAGGAUGGUGCGCUUGAAGAAGAAGUUCCUCUUCUUGCUCCUAGGUGGCACUGCUGUUCCAAUUCUCAUUCUAUUCUGCGCCCUGUGGAGCAAUGAUGGAACGCAUAGAUCUGAUGAUGUAAUGGGAUUUACCAACAGGGAGGCGAAGCUUGCUCAGAGAGUAAGGGAGGUCGAGGAACAGAACCAGAUUCUGCGGCGACAGCUCAGUCUUUCCCAGAACCAACUGCUGAAUAUCCAAUAUGUUUCAAAUGGCGAUAAUGAAACACGCCACGCUGUGGAUGGAUCUCAGAUUAAAUGUAUUAGCUCAGAACCUGAUGUGCCCAAAUGUGAGGUUAUUCAGAUAGCCAUUGUAUGUGCUGGAUACAACGCCUCACGUGACGUCGUCACCCUCAUCAAGAGUAUCCUGUUCUUCAGAAAAAAUCCGCUUCAUUUUCAUUUCAUCUCCGACCAAGCCGCCCAGCUUGUCCUCAAAACCCUCUUCAGUACUUGGAACGUUCCAGAGGUUGAGGUCAGCUUCUAUGUCUCGGACUCAAUCAAGAAUGGUGUAUCAUGGAUUCCAAACAAACAUUAUUCCGGAGUCUAUGGGCUGAUGAAGCUCACUCUGCCCAAGACAUUACCGACCGACCUAGAAAAGACGAUAGUUUUAGACACAGAUGUCAUCCUGGCCACAGACAUCGCUGAGUUAUGGAAAAUGUUCCACAAGUUGAAAGAUAAACAGGCAAUAGGACUCGUGGAGAACCAGAGUGAUUGGUACUUGGGCAAACUGUGGAAAAAUCAUAGGCCCUGGCCCGCAUUGGGCCGAGGCUUCAACACAGGUGUUAUUCUACUUGAUCUCAGUCAACUUCGUCAAAAGAAUUGGAUGCAAAUGUGGCGAUUAAUAGCCGAGAGAGAGUUGAUGAGCAUGUUGUCAACAUCCCUAGCUGAUCAGGACAUCUUCAAUGCAGUCAUCAAACAGCAUCCCUAUCUAGUCUUUCAUCUGCCUUGUCACUGGAAUGUACAACUCAGCGAUAACACAAGGAGUGAACUUUGUUACAGUGAGGUCUCCGACUUAAAAAUAAUUCAUUGGAACUCACCAAAAAAGCUUAAAGUGAAGAACAAACAUGUAGAGUUUUUUAGAAAUCUUUACAUGACAUUUGAGGAGUACGAUGGGAACCUGCUGCGGCGAGAGCUCUUUGGUUGUGACAUGGCUCAGACGAAUCCAGUUCAGGUGCAGCUGAGCCAGCUCAAUGAGGAUGACGAAUGUUACGAGUUUCGUCGCGAACGCAUCGUCAUCCAUCGCACACACCUUUACUACAUCGAAUACAACUACCAACCGACUACGGACGAUGUCACCCUUGUCGCUCAGCUCAGCAUGGAUAGGCUCCAGAUGCUCGAGACUAUAUGCAAACACUGGGAGGGGCCCAUUAGUCUCGCACUAUACCUUUCUGAUGCAGAAGCACAGCAGUUUCUGAGAUACGCCACAGGAUCGGAAUUCCUGCAGUCUCGGAAGAACGUCGGCUAUCACGUUGUCUACAAGGAUGGGCAAUUCUACCCAGUCAACUAUCUACGUAACGUCGCCUUGAAGCAGGUUGUGACUCCCUACGUCUUUCUCCUCGACAUCGACUUCCUACCGAUGUUCAACCUCUAUGAUUAUCUCAAAAAAGCUGUAUCCAUGAUUGACAUGACAUCACAGAAAAAAGCGCUGAUAGUCCCUGCGUUCGAAACACAGCGUUAUCGUCUUACAUUCCCAAAAUCGAAAGCUGACCUGCUGUCCAUGCUAGAUAUGGGGACACUGUUUACAUUCAGAUACCAUGUCUGGCCCAAAGGCCACGCGCCCACCAACUUUGCCAAGUGGAGAACGGCCACCAUGCCUUAUACGGUGCAGUGGGAGGCAGACUUCGAGCCCUAUAUUGUGGUAUCGAAGGAUGUUCCAGAGUACGAUCAGAGAUUUGUGGGGUUUGGCUGGAACAAGGUCUCACACACCAUGGAACUAGAUGCUCAAGGUUAUGAAUUUGUCGUCCUUCCAAAUGCAUUUAUCAUUCACAUGCCUCAUGCACCAAGUUUUGACAUUGCCAAGUUUAGAUCAAGUACGCUUUAUAGAAGGUGCCUAAAAGUCCUCAAAAGUGAAUUCCAGCGCGAUUUAUCAAAGAAAUAUGGCAUCAAAGCAUUAAAAUAUCUAUCAGUCGACAGGUGACAGCAGCUCCCUCUGUAGUGUAGAGAAGGAACUCUUUUUAUUGUACUGUGUUUUAAGUAUUGUCUCGUUAACAACCAUCAUUUUAGAUGGCUGAAAUGGGCUCAAGGUGAAGCCUUGUAUUAUGGAAGUUAUUUUUACAAAAAUUGCGAACUUAAAGAAUCUUGAAAAAUAACAAAGCAGGUGGAAGUUGUAUCUGAAGUGCUUCUGAAUGUCUGUUUAUUUGUCAAAGGAUUCCGAUUUAAAAUUGUUCUAAUUUGAUGAAGAAGAGCAUUAAUUGUUCUUUUUGAAAAGGGCCUGUGUGGAAUUUUGGGCACUUUAUUGUGAAGUUGGUGCAGGGGUACCAAUCAAUUUAGGUGCAACAAGCAGAGGUGCCAUGUCAGUGUAGCAGUGUGAGUUUCUGAAGGCUGCUCUGAAGGAUGGAUGAUUGAUGCGCCAUGACAGCACCAUCUGGUAAGGAAAUGUGAAAUUACGCAUUGUUUGCAGUGUGGAGAUUUGCAGGUGGCUCACAACUCUGCGUGGGGUGUUUAGUCGUAAUGACGCGAUAUCAUUUGAAAACAUUGAGUAGUAAAUUGUGUUCCAUUGAAGAAUACAAUUGUAUAGAUAGUUUGUAUCAAAUGUAAAUCUGCCAAGUGCAUCUACAUAUGUUUGUAUUAUUGAAGUUAUACAAUAUUUAGUUGAUAUUUAUACUUAAUUCCAGUGCUGAUUGAUUGAGGUUGUCAACAGAUUAUCCCUAAAGUGCUUUAGAAUAUACUCUUUAACAUACACUUUCAGCAUGCAUUCAAUUUUGAUUAUGUAGAGGCAGUUCUUCAGUGCAUGUGACGACAACAUGUAACGUUGAUUCUCUAACACCACAUACUAUGAUCAGCCUGAAAUUGUGAACAUAUCAGGUUUCAUACUUAAAACUGCUCAUGAUAGGUACUGGAACAUAUUUUUGUCAUCCAGCAAAUUUGUUUUCGCUUUAUCAAGUUGUAUAGAGACCAAACUACUAUAGAGUAUUACCUCGUUAGAGCUUGUAACCAACCACUGUAUCUUUCCACUAUACUACAAAUCGCAUUCAGCAACGUUGCUUUGUUUCUGAGGACUGGUCAUCUAAAUUUGCCGAUCUCUACGACAACGAGUAAGGACGCUAUCAGUUAUCAUCACAUGUACUGCCCUAGCUUUGCUCAGAUCCCAGUAUUUGUUGUUCAGUAUAUUUACUUGUUGAUUGACAAAUGGCACUGACUUAACAAUGGUUCACUUUCAAGCUCCAUACGUCUGUGCUGCACUGCUAUACUGGAAAAACAUGCAUAAAAUUAAAAUCAGUGAAAAAAGUCACUUUUGAAGUUGAAAUGUAUGUGAUUUUAAUACUUUUAGGUGGCUUUUAAUCAAAUUCAAAGUCUCAAAAACAAUUGUGUUGUAAAAAGGUUGUACAUGUAUAAAUAUAUUUGAAAGUUGCAUUAUUGAAUAUUUGUAAUUCUGAGUUGAGAAUCAAAAUCUGUGUGUAAGAAAAUAUAAAGCUGUGAUGAAGAAAACUGGUGUAUUAAUAUUUCGUUAGUAGAAAAGAUCAUUUUUAAAGUCUGCUGUACUUGACUUGCCAAAUUCACUUUCUUUAUCCUUGUGGACAUAAGCUAACUGAAGCAUACAGAAGAUUGUCACAUGAAUUGUAUAGCGUGUCCUCAAAUAAGCCAUCAAUUUAUUUACAUUUGGUCUCAUGAUUCAAAUGUGUCCAAUCAGAAUCCUUGAUUAUGUUUUGUAGAUAUCAUUUGCCCAUAGUGGGCUGGUCAGUAUACUUUGGAGUUGACAGAAUUGUUUUCUGUAUAAAUUUCUGGUGUGAAUAUUUCAGAGUUGUGCUAUGUCAUAGAGUAAAAUGUCCAAACAAAUUGCUCCGAAUGGAAAAUUCUUGUGCCAUAGAAGUCUUGAUUUGGCAGUUUCUCGUUUCAUUGCCGUUUUAGAACAUUGCGUAUUGUAGGUCGACCAACUAACUGCACCCCUCGGAAUUCACUACCUCCUUGGUCUAAGAUGGUGCACAAGUAAAAGGAUCAGAAACAAUUUCAAAAGAGCUUUUUAUAUUUGUAUGACUGCUGUUUGUAUGUUUGUUGUAUGGCCUUUGAGUUGUCCAAGUGAUAAAAUGGGUUUUUGAAGAUGUCAAGUUGAUGAGGAGGAAAGUCAGCUCAAGAAUUUUCAUAAUAAACAGUGAAAUCAAACA